Molecule: messenger RNA, 15494 nt
Organism: Caenorhabditis auriculariae
Lineage: Eukaryota; Metazoa; Nematoda; Chromadorea; Rhabditida; Rhabditidae
Source: the annotation of a GenBank genome assembly
AUGACGAAUAAUGAAGUCGGAAAGCCGCUCGGCGGCCAUAAUUUCCACGCGGCGCAGGCCAUUCCGGUUUUGGCGUCGUUGGCUCCGCCCACUUCCACGCUACCGUAGGACGCCGUUUUUGGGCUUUUCCUGGUCGAUUUCGAUACUCUUUUCAUUCAAAAAGGGAAUGACAGAAAAAGAAUGGGAAAGACAAAAGGUGAAGCGAUUUUUAAUUCGCAAGAAAUAUUUAAAGGCGCAUAGCUAAGUCUAAUAGAAGGUCUUGUAGCGGAGAUCUUUUCCAGACUUCGAUAUACCUUUUUCAACCAUCAAACAACUCGUAGAAAUAAUUCUGAUCAAAAAGUCUCAAAAAAUUUAAUUUUCUUGGUCUUCGAAUGGUCCUUGUCCCUUUAUCACAAAGUUAAAGGAUAGGAUGAGGAAAUCGGCUUUAGCACAAAAUAUAAAAAAUUUAUGAGUUUAUAGAAAUCUACAGAAACCUUCUUAAUCCCGGUAAAAGUUCAGCGGUGAAUAGAAAUGUGUUAAACUCGACCUUUCCAAGCGUAAGCCUCGAAAAAUUGAUCAAAAAAACUUCUUUCUUGCUUUCAAAGAAAUAAAGAAGUUCGAACCAACCCCGAUCCCAUUCCAAGUAAAACCAAAAAAAAAAAGAAAGCUCGAGAAAGGCGGAAAUUCCAGGAUCUGGCGGUUUUUCGUCGCCGUCUUGCGCUCCUCCGCCAUUUCAACGCCACGCCCCUUUUUCGGGAGCGCUUGUCGUCUCGUGGCUCACACUGUGUGCGUUUCUGCCAAUGUGCCAUAUACCUUCCAGGCUUCCUUCAAGCAUUUUUCCUUCUUUUUUUUUGUUCUUUCCGCUUUCACGCUUCAUCGAUCGGUGCUAAUUAAUCGAGAGAUGCGUGAAGUUAAUUCUUUUGAUUCUGACAGAUACGAGAUUUUUGAAAUACUUCUCUGCCGGAUCCAGCUAUACGUAGACCUCUAGAAAUACCACGUUAUCAAAAUAGUUUCUCUUUCAAAAGUACCUUUCAAGUGUAAAAAGUAUUUGGACGAAGGAAGGUGUAAUGUUGUUGCAGUCCCAUUGGCUUAUUUGAUCCUUUUCCUCACCAUUUCUUACUUUUCCACAAACAAACAUUGUUUAACGAUAUUUUUUUCCCGAAAAGUUUCCUGUCACUAGAAAAAAAUAAUUUAAAAAUUACUGUCUAAAGUAAAGAUGUAUACACUGCUAAGCGCCGAAGACACCCAAUUUGACGACAUGAAAAAUUUUUUUUUUCGCUUUUUUUUAAAUUUUUGUUUUUUCUGUACCCUUUCUGCAUACCUCCACGGGGAGGUCGGUUUUUUUUUAAUGUCUACGUAUCUGCUCAGUUCAGGUUUCAGUUUAUUGUUUUUUUGAGACUUUUUGAACUUAUGAAAGCUUUAAAAUUUUAUAUAUCAAGUUUGAAUGGUUUUAGGUUUUUAUUUGAAUAUACGUUAGUUAAAAACUUAACGAGGGUAAAACUCAUUAGAAGAUUGUAAAGGUUAAAAAAAUUUCUCUCCACUUUCCAUAAUUUCACGAUUUUCCUUGUUGAUUUCGAAAUUUCUUUAGAAAUUCGGAAUUAAGUUCUCUGUUUUAUUUUUUUAGUGCAGGCUAGUUUUUUUGAUGCGCGGGAUAUAUUGAUUGAACGAUUUCGUUUUAUGAAUGCGUAAAUUGUAAUUUUUUUCUCGAAAUUUUCAAUGAUUUUUUUGAAAACUUUUUUUCAGUUACUUAGUUGGUUUAAUAGGCAGUCGAUAAUAUUUUUUUACGAGCCCAUAAGUGAACGUUUUCUUAUUUCUCCAUGAAACAAUGUCUUUUUGUUAGAACAGUGUUCCCAUAAAAAAUCAUUGUUCAAAUUAUUUUUUUUUCUUAAUUUUUGAUUUUUCAAAUUCGAUAUUACUUCAAGUUAACUGCCGGCCUGUUUCGUCGAAAAAUUGCUAUCCUUGAAGGAAAAUUUGACUCUCCUUAUAAGCUUGUCGACAAUUCUUCUCAAAAAAAGUCUUAUUAUAUUUACCGCAGCUUAUUUCAGUUUCAUUCUAGUGAAAAAUUUUCUAAUUUUUCUCUAAUGGUUCAUUCGGAUACACUGUCACCUGAAAGUCCAUCUUUCGAUUGUUUUAAUUCGAUAAAAAUCCUAUUAACCAAGAAGAGAAACUGAUUUUUUUUUUCCUGAUAUUCCUAGCGGAGACGACGAAAUCAUUGAUACUUUAUUGACCUGAUGUCCCUUUUGAAGGCAGUUUUUUCAAUGGAAAACGUUAUUUUAAAGCGAAAACUUGCCUUUUUUCUGAUUUCCUUUCCCGAAUAGUCUCACCCCCACUCAACUUUUCAGUCCAUUUUACUGCAAAUAAAGUUUUUUCAAGUUAAAAUUUGGCUCGUUUUGGUUCUGCUAAAGGUCUUGCCCAGACAGUCCAAUCGGAUACAACCUCAAAGGCUUUCGUCCGAAACGUAUAUUGACCUGAUAUACUUCUCGAAUAUCCUCCAUAUAAGCGGCUCGGCGAGGAGGGCGGUUAACAUGUGGCAAGGCCUGUAAAGGCGCCGUCCGCCAGACGCGCCAGGUUUGGGCGGAGCUCCGUGUUCUGUUACAAACCUGCCGUCCGAGCAGUUGCCCGGACUCGAUAUGCUCAUUACACUGUUUUCGGGAGGAGAGCGAGAGCUCCGCUGUGUAUGUGCGGCUCAUCUCGUGGUUCCCUUCUUCGUUUUCUUGGAAUCUGUUGAGGUUUCCCGAAAGUAUUUUCCUAGUGAGCUAGGCUCCAGAACAGUUAGAUUUCUGAAUCUUUGCCCCUUUUUUUCGAUUUUUUUAAAAAAAUUUAGAGGCAGUUGGAAAAAAAGUUGAAAGCUUUUUUUAAAUAGCGCAAAAAUAAAUUUUUUUCAGAAUUUUUUUCGUUUUUUUGAUUUAUAUCUAAUUUUCAAAGACCCCUUAGAUGACAAAAACUAUUUUUUUAUAAUCGAAUCGAAACCGUUCUUCGGGAGGUUUUCGGGUACAUAAAUAUCCAUUUAAUCAUUAUUUUUUUCAAAAAAUCAAGCUUGAUCGUGUUUAAUGAUUCAAAUUUUCUUUUUCUUUUUUUGACUUUUUUUAAAUUUCAACUUUUCUUCAUUAGAGAUUUCCCACUUUUCAAAGCUCAUGUAAAAUCAAUUUAAGCUUGCUUUCUUUUUCCUUCUCAUUUUUCAGCCUUUCAACAGUUCUUGUGAAUAUAAUCUUGCUUGAAACUUGGUUCUCCCCAGACUCUCAGCCAAAUUCUCCUUCCCAACAACUUGACAACUACAGUAGUAGGCUAUUAAGGAGACGUCGGCCCACAUUCUGACCUACAAAAGGCCAGAAACGGGUUUCCCCCCACCAACUUCUAUAUUAUGCAUCUAAUAAACGUGCUUCGCCUCGACAAGAAUAUGCCGAAAAAAAAGAAGAAUCCCCGCCGUGUUAUAAUUUCGGGGACACCGUAGUUGUAGUAGGAGUAGUAUGAAUUUGGAGAAAAACUCGGGCCGCUCCCCCUGGCUCCGCCCACAACGCACUCGAUCUGGCUGAGAACCGCCACAUCAAGCCAAGAAAUUACUUUCCUCGGCGAUUCCUUCUACCAUUUCGACGGUUUUGGUUGGUUCUCAGCUCGAGUCUGAGCUACUGUGAAGCUGAACUCGAAGCGUUAUCUAUUGAAGUUUUUCUCAUCAAGCUUUUCAUAGUUUUUUGGGAGUUCUAGGCACUUUAUAAUUUUUUUCUCUAUUUUUUAGGCCUUGAAUGUAACAUUUAUUUAGAAAAACCAGAAUUUUACUAUUUUCCAGAAUAAAUCUCAAAAUCUUUUUUAUUUUAUCGGAAUGACCUGAAUCUUGAUAUCUUCUCUGGAUUCCAAUAGAAAGCUCUUUUUUUUGUCUUGGAAUGUAGAACUCAACAAGUUUUUUUCGCAAAAUUUUUUUGGCAAAUGAAACCUGAAGCUUCUGAGAUUAAUAUGAUUAUUUUGAUGGUUCGUUUUUUUCUAAGAAGUUAGUAUCAUAUCUUUACUUUUUCGGUAGUAUACUACUUGAAGGUUCAGACUUGAAGCCUAACAAAAAAUUUUAAUGGUUUCUAUCGUUUCAAAUAAAUCUCUAUAAUUUUUUUUUCAUAUCAAAAUACCUAAAAAGUUCCUCGAUCUCUCAUUGUACAUAGAGAUUAGUUUUUUUAUUUUUUUCAAAAUUACAACUUAUCCAACAAAAAUUUAAAUCAGUUUCAGUUCUUUCAUAUUUUUUUCUCGUUCAUCAACAGAAUUUUUCGUGAAUAUUUCAUUGCUCAGAAAAAUAACUCAUCCUUUUUUUGCCAAUGACAUAAAUGUCUCUCGAGAAAAAAAGAAAUCGUACAAUGACCUUUUUUUGUCUCCCCCAUGUGCGGUAAGAAACAGGAUGAAAAAAGACGAGGUACGUGUCCCCGAGAUGCGACACGGCCUUUUAGAAAAUAUGAAACGUUGCGUCGUUCGAAAAUAGAUGCGAACAGUUUGGGGGCUAAAAGCGGUGGGAGGCAAAUGAAAAGAAAGCAAAAAAGGACGAGAUGAAAAUGUCACAGAUUUUUAUCAGUCGGAAGGCAUUUUGUCCAUCUUCGCCGCCGCCUUCCUCAUUCUUUUUUCCCGAGCUCUUUUUUUGUCGUUUUUAUUGUUUCGAGGGUUGAAGGGUUGAUGAAACUUUGCUGGUAGAUAAUUCGAAGUUUCCUGAUUUUUGUUGAGAAAUGUGUAAGUUUUCUAGUUUUGGAGAUAUUUCGCUUCAAAUUUCGUCAAAUUUGAGGCGACUCGGACCUCGGGACGCAAUUCUAGGGAUCACUUAAGAGUUCUGAGGCUACUAAAGUGAUCACUAGAAAUAUUUCGACACGUCCGGUUCGUGAUACCAAAGUCCGAGGAUACAAACUUCAACAAAUUGUGCUAUAAUCCAGAAAGCCUGGGACUCUUCUAGGGAUCACUUAAGAGUUCUGGGACUCAAGACUACAAAAAUCUCAAACUUGAAAAAAAGAAGCAAAACAGCUACUCGACAGCCUUUUUAAGAACCUUUUGAGGUCUUUUUCCGUAACUUUUUCGGAUCCACGGUAGAAAUAUUUCUCCCCAUCUCUAUACUUUGAUCAGGACCUUUCGAAAGACCCCUUUAAGCAAAAUUCCAUCAAACUCUUCGACCUUUUCGCUUGUUGACGUUUUUUUUUCUUGUUCACUCGGAAACCAUGAAUUAAUCUGCAGAAGGAAGGAUGACCGACGCCGAGGACAUUGCCCACAUAAUGCACCAGUUGCAGUCCUCCUCCUCGGAGAUCGGCGCCGCUCUGCCCGAAGGCACGGUCGCCUCCGCCUCCGGACUCCUUCCCAAUGGAAAAAAGACCAAGGGUUCGUUUUGUGAAUGGGUAGGAAGAAGUAGGCUGAUAGUUUGCUCCGUUGCUCAAAAUUGAAAAAAGAUAGAUUUUUUCAUAGUAAUCAUCUCAGAAGUAUCAAGUAGAAUUUGGGUGAAAAUGAGAAUUUUGAUGGAGUUUUGGUCCUCGCGAAACUGACCUGUCUACAGUUGUGCUACGCGGUCGAAAAUCUGCCAUUUUUCAAACCUUUUUAACUUAAAAAGGGGGCGGGGGGUGAGUGAUUGAAAAUGGGAAAAAAAGCAGUAUAAUGUAAAUUAUGAAAUGGGUUGGGAAAUCUCGCGAUCGUGGGCCUAGUCGGCAAUCACGAAAUUGAAUCUUAAGAUUUUUUUGAAACAGAAUAGGGGGGCAUUUUUUUCCAUCAAAAGAAAAAGACCAAGAAUUUUUUCCGAUCAUUAAAAAUGAACAGAUUGACUAGAUAUUGAUUCUAUAGAAACGUUUAAAAAAACUCUAUUUUUUUAUUUUUUUACUUAAGACUAUGGACAGUAAAAAAAACGGUAAACGUUUGAAAUGGACACAUAAUAAAAAAAUUUUGAGUUUAUAGAGAUUGGUUCUUCUAAAUUUUUCCUAGAAAAAAAUUGAGAAGCUCUGUAGUUUUUUUCUAAUGUUCUGAGAGCUUUUAGAAAUUUCAAGAGGACUAGGAGAAGCUUUUAGAAAUUUCAAAAUGACUAGGAGAAGCGAAAUCUCGAAAUCACUGUUUCAAGAACAUUUCAAAACAUUUGCUUUUUUUUCUUUUAUGAUGUUCUUUUCAUAAAAUUACAGAAAACGAUUUGCAAUUAAUCGAUUGGAAUAUCUUCAGGUCGCGUCAAAAUCAAGAUGGAGUACAUCGGCAACAAACUGCGGCGCUACACAACUUUCAGCAAGAGAAAGACGGGUAUCAUGAAGAAAGUGAGGCCUCUCCCAAUCGAAAAAGACAACAAACACGUGCGAUUUGAGGCGUACGAACUGUCGACGCUGACGGGUACACAGGUGAUGCUCCUGGUGGCGUCCGAAACGGGUCACGUCUACACGUACGCGACGAAGAAACUCCAGCCGAUGAUCUCCUCGGACGCCGGCAAGGCCCUCAUCCAGACCUGUCUUAACUCGCCUGGAGGUUUGUUUCGUUGUCUUGGGAUGGGCUAGUUUAGAACUGGAGGAGGAGCUGAAUGUCAGAAGCUUUUUUUUCAACCAAUACAGUAAAAUCGAAGAAAAUUUAGUUCACUUCAAUGUUUUCACAAUGAAUUUUAAAACAAUUGUGGUGGUUUUUUUAAUUUUCAUUUCCAGGCGUCGUUCAAAUAGUUAGCAUUCAUAACGAAAACAAAAAUUAGCCGCUGUUCUAAAAAAUGAAAAAUGAAUUAGUCUUGGUAUUUAUUGCAAGUGCAAGUGCGCGCCACGGCUAAAAACUAUAACAGUUGCGUUUUGAUCCUUCAAAUGUUACUUUUUGAUCAAUAUUUUUGGACUUUUUUUCAUGAUUUAAUCUCUAUUUUGUUUUUUAUAGUUCAGAUAUUUCUUUGACGCUUUCGAUUUCAGAACUUUGGAAUUUUUCAGGUUAAAUUUGGAAUUAUUUGGUGUUCAUAUAAGAAACCUUUCUUGUCAAAAAAAGUCUUGAAGUUAUUUUUCAAAAUAAGAAUUUACAACUUUUGGAAAAUGUCAUACUAAAAAGCCGCAAAAUUUGGAAAAAAAUUUUGGUUCAGAAGUUUUUUAAUACAUUCCCGUAUAUCUGAUAUUAGAAAAACUCCGACACGAAUCCAAAUUUUUCUUUAUUUUGUUGGCCUUUUAUCAAAAAUCAACCAUUUUCUCGUUCAGAAGGAACGGACCUGCAGCCGAGCCGGACAGAGUUCACCUUCGAAACGGGAAAUGCGACGGUGAACCCGAGAAAACGGAAAAUCACCGACAUUUCCGACAAUUCUGCGGUUAGUUCUCUUCGAAUUUUUCCUACCGUACCGAGAAGCCUGGAACUGGUUCUAUCUACCGUAGCGCGUCGUGCUGCCUUAUAGGGAAUGCGGCUAGGCUCCGCCCCCUUUUUCUCUUCUUCUCUGCCUCGCCUUUUCUGGACUCUCUUGGGAAAUUUGUUCAUUUCCAUAGGAUCGCUUUUUCGAGAGGCUUCCGAAAAAUUUGUUUUGAUAAUAUCGAUUUAUACAAUUCUCCUAGAAAAAUUGAAGUUGGGAAGAAAGUUUCGAAAAUUUUAGGUCCAAUUUCAAUUUUUUUUUUCUCCGUUAAAUGUUCUAAAAACUGCGUUUUGCUGAAUAAUAGGUGAUUCUUCUAUCGGAUUACUGUUCUAAGAAGUAUUUUUAAACAGCGUUAGUUUAUUUUCAUACUUGUUGAACUGUAUUUAUUGAAUGUUUAUUUUUAACAGCUGUCGAAAUUAAUAAUCGCCUAAAUCCAGCUCUAAAAGGAUUUUUUGAAAGAGCAACCUAUUUUUCAAAAGUUUUUCAAUCCGUUUAUUUUCAGUUUGAAUACUUUUGAUCCUUCUCAAAUUCUUUUUAGAAUACUUUCCAAUUUCUGUACGUUCCUUUUUCGUUUUUUCAAAGCGUUCCCAUAGACCUUUUACCGGCAAUUAUGUUUUUGUUUUUGAGAAACGGGAGGAUGUCAAACCAGCUUUUUUUGUGAUUACUGUAGGUUUUUUUGAACUUUAGGGUUUUUGCGGUUCUUUGGCUAGCAAACGAUGAUUUAGUGUGUUUCUACAAACGAAGAUCUUUAAAUUUUUUUAAAUUUUUUUAGGUUUACCAGCACACUUUCGGGUAUCUAUAAUGAUUUUAGGCUUCAAACUUGGAUGCUGGCUUUUUUUUUACUGAAUUGACUUCUGCUCAUUUUUCAGUAGGCCUCUUUUAUAUCAAAUAAAGCUUCAAAGGAAUGGCUUCGAUCCAAAAUUUCGAAAUUUAGUAACCAUAUAUACCCUUGAAAGAACGAGGUAUUUCUAGAAUUAAAAAACAGUUUUUUUUGCUCAUUUUUUUUUUCAAAUUUUGGGAAUCCCGAAGCACACAAUGUAUGGGAAUGCUUUUUUGAGCUUAAAUCAUUUUAUGAAUCAUCAUUUUACAUUUAUAAGGCUCUUUUUUUAUGAGGAAAAAAAUAAGUAAAAACUUCAUCUUCUUUUUGAAAAGGAUGAACCUAGGGAUCCACUGUUUUUAAAUUAAAAAACUCUAAGUUUAAUAACUUUGAGAUUUUCAAAAAAAUCUCGGCGUCCUUCAUCUCCAACUCUAACUUUGAGUGGCCGUCCUUCAAAGCGAAAAAGGCCCUUCUUUCGAAUCGUUCCCAUCGACGGCUCAGCUUGCAUUUGUCUUGGAGAGGAAGAAGUUGGGAACAACGUGAUUUUACGACGGCCGCCGCCGCCGCGUUUGGGACGGCGUGGGCAGAGGCAGUUUUAGGGAUCGCACAUGUGGUGAUGGUGCACUUGGAAAGGAGCCCCACGUCCAAUCCAUCCAUCCGGCAGCUUUCGUUGGAAGGAAGGCGAAGAGCCGUUGUAAUGCCCUCCCAUACGGCUCCCCGAUCCAAUCGGGGAUCCGAUUUGGCCUCCAGAAAUCCUAGGCGAUUCCAUUUCACUCACUCACACAUUUAACAUGUCCGGUGGGUGUAAUUGUCCCUGGGAGGGUUUUGGAUACGGUGGAUUUGUGUGGAAGGACAGUUUCACACGUUUAUUUUAUCUUAAAGUACUUGGUAGUUGAGUUAUUGGUCAAAUGGUGACUAUCUUGAAAAUUUUCCCGACUUACUAGGGAACAUUUUUUAGACCCGGUUGAACUGACAUUGCAGAAGUGUACUCUGGGCCCUUAUGAUUGCGGAAAAAAUUCUCACAAUAGCUUUUAUUUUUGAGUUAAGACACUUCAAAAACUUAAAAUAGCGCUUUUUGUCGUGAUUUGCCUAUUUUACAAGCUUUAAAGCUUCAAACUAGACCUAUUGCGAGAAAUUUUUCUCUUUUUUUCUGAAAUCAGGGAGGUCCUAAAGUGCACUUCAGCAAAGUUUCAUUAAAGUUUCAACCGGAGAGGGGGAAAUAAGAAGUUUUUCUUUCAGAACUUAAUAAAAGCUGAUUUGGUCAGAAGAACCCAAUAUAAAAUGUUGAAUUGAAUAAGAACCCAAUAUUCAUUGACCAAGGGUCGAAUUUUUAUAUUUUCUCGUUUUUUUCUUCAAAAUCUGCUGCGUAGAAAGCUUGAAACUUUUUUAUUUUAUCACCAAAUGCCGCUAAAUUGUGCGCUUUUCUCAAAUUUUUCUGGCCUCUCUCAUCGCCUGAACCAACACUUUCCGAUCCGAACUUUCCUUUUCUUCCAUUAACUUUCCAUAAAAGGCAACUGCCUAUCUCCUUCGGAUCAACAACUCUUCCGAGCACUCUCAUGCUCUCUGUAACGAGCUGUCGGUUAGGAGAGUGAAGCACGUCACGAGAAUCGCUCUCGCAGAAAAACGAGGCGAAAAAAAGGGCCGUGUGUGGCGGCUCCUUUUUGCUCCUUGGAAGCCAAAAAGCGGAGACAACUGCCACAAUCAGUCAAUAGUUGGAUGGCGGGGGGCUCGCGGAGCACACGUAGAGCAGCUCAAUCGGUUGUUUGCCACCGAUGGAGCGGCCGCGUGACGAUCCCCUCCAGGAAAAGAGGAGAAAAAAAUCAACUUGCAAACAGCUUGGCAAAUUUUUGGAGAGAAUGGCGUGAUUCAUGGAGUUUUUAUUAGGACUGAUGAAACUUUUGUUCUUUUUACCUUGUUGACGUGUCAGGUACAUCAAAGAACGUUAAGGUUUAUGAGAAAUAAAUUAGAUCAGCUGAAAAGUAUGAUGUUCGAAUAUUACCGUGAAUAACUAUCUUUUAGCUCGUUGCUUUUAGAACUAAUGAAUUUUAGGGUGAGAAAAUAAAAUACCAAAACAUGGAGUAUAGUUUCUAUCAAUUUGAAAGAGUUUUCAGAGAGUAAGAGAUUUUUUCCAAAAAAAUAUUUAGUUUUACUUGUCCCAAAAAAAUAUUAAAAAAAUUGAACUACAGUCUCUAUAAUCAUCCUAGAAAGAUCACUGAAUAGUUUAGUUCUGAAAAAAAAAUUUUGAAUGUUAUGCAAUUUUUAAAGUUCGGUAUUCAAAAAAUGUGCCCCUUAAAAAAAAUUCGGAUGAAAAUUUCAAGAUUCAUUACAUAUCGUUUUUAAACGUUUCAUGAAAGAUCUUGUCUAUUUUUAGUUUUUAGUUGGUUUUUCAAAGCUUGAAAAUUUCAUUUUGAAAAAAGUAUAAGUUUCAAAAUUUAAAAUAUUUUUAGCAUACUUCAACGUUUCACAGGAAUAUCAAAGUGAAGAUUUUGCAUAUUUUUCAUUGGUCCUACUGCAAUUAGUUCAAAAAAAAAUCAUUUGGAAAGUUUUGGGAAUUUUUUUAAUUUGUAAAGUGGAAAUCAAGCUCAGUUUCGGCUUUCAACCCAGACAUUUCAUGGUUGUUUUCCACUUUCGGAUGCUUGUACUUUGACAAGAACACGGAAGAGUGGAGUUUCUCCUCUCCCGCUCUAUCUCGUUUUUUCGAGCUUUGUUGUUCUUUUGGAUGUUCGCCGAGCAUGAUGAAUGAGCCGGUUGGAGUCCGGACUCUGCGACCUACUGAGGAGCUCCGAAAAGUGUAACAUCCCAUCUCGAAUCGGGGAAAGUUCGCAAAACAACUCGUUUUUUUUUUGCCCCCUUCCGUUCGUCUUGUGCGCAUGACAAACUUUGGCGUGAUUAUCCCCGGAAAAUAAAGAGAAAAGUGUGAUGUUCGGGGAUCAUCUGGCAGCAGCCCCAUCGCCAUUACGUGUUACUUCGUUUCUCUUGAUUUUCCCUCCCGGUGAAAACAAGAAGAAGGAGGAGCUCUCUUUGGAAACGACCGCAACACAUUACACUCUUUCCGGGUGCUGGAUUCUUCUCCGCCCUGAAAAGCUAUAUAUCGGAACGGAAUGAAGACGCGCCGAAGAAGCGUUACACAACCUAAAUGGCAGUGUAAAGCCGUUUAGGAGCCGAGCCUCUUGGACCGGAAUUCGAGUUGAGAUGGAAAUGGUUGUGAAAUUCUCCUGCAAGGGUGAAUUUCUUAGGAUGAUGGCUGUUUUUUGGAACACAUCAGACUCUAAAAAGCCCUAGAGAGCUUGAGGAUGUUUUUGGCGAUUUCUUUUCCAUAGCGCUGCUUGUGAAAUCCUUCUGCAAGUGUCAAAAUGGACUUUCAGGCCUACUGUAGCUUUGAAAAUCCUUUGAGAGGUCGAAAAUGAUUUAUAGGGGAUCUGCCAUUCACUAUUAAGUGAUUUUUGAAACAAAGUUCAUUUUUCCUUAAUCAAAGUUAAUCCUCUCUGGGAAGCUCUUACUCAGAAAGGCUGUAUAGGCCAUUCCGCGCCAGCUUGUCACGUUUUUUUUUCCGCCAAAAUGCUAGGUCAAAUUUAACCGACUUUCGCUUCAAGACCUUUGUUACUUGCCGUUAUGAAAGCAGAAAUUUGAUCUAAUUUGGUAUACGGUCUUUUUGGCGGAAAGAAAAACGUGACUGGCGCGGAAUAGGUUAUACCUAUGACUCAUUUUCUUCUCCAAGUUCUUCUAAUAGUUUGAAAAAAUGCUCACGUCAAGACAGCUCCAACGGUAAUGGAACUGUCUGUGUGUGGGGGAGGCCUGCCAACCCGAAAACAGACCGGUUAGAGCAUAUUCUCUGCGUCUCCGCCACAAACGGCACUAUUUCGCUGCCGUUGGCUUCUUGUGACUGUGUUUGUAUUUGGGGCGACUAUGCUCCCAUCUCUUUUUUUUUCCCUUGCCUUUUUCCUCCAAAGUGGCUUCCCGUUCUUUUGCGGCAAAUGACGUUGAUAGGACGUUCGAGGAACAUGGAAAGUUCGGGGAAUCGACUGGGAUGAAAUGGAAAGAGACAAAAUCGGAAAAAGAAAAGUUAGGAAAUUUUUUUGGGAAUAUCAAGGUUGUAGCUUGUGAACUAUAUGAUUGAUGGUCUGAAAAUUUUGUCUGGAAAGCAUAGCGAUUAAAGAAAAUUGAGAGCAAGUCUUGGAAAAGUCUUGGAAAGAUCUGCUUGGAUCAUUCAAACACCCAGUCAGGGCGAAAACUUCUGAAAAAGGUCGCAAAUAAAACGGAGACAGAAUAGCUAUAGAAAAUUAGCAAGAAAGAAACAGCCACGGACUAAAAACAUCAUAUUGGGUAAGAGCAUUGAAAAAUGGCCAUUUCAAGUUGAAGAUUUACGCUCUAUGGAUAAUAAGCGUCACGAAGUCGGAAGGAGCAAAUCUUUGAAAUUAUUAAUGGUUGAUUCCAGUUAUUUAUCAUGAUUACUAUGAAACUUUUCACUUCCAGGCGAUCGCCAGCUUCUUGCCGACGAUGGUGCCGACGACGCUUUUCUCGGCGUUUGGCGAGGAAGACUACAAUCAGGACGAAAGCGGCGACGAUUCCGAUUCGGAAGAGGCCAGCGACGUCAAGGAGGACGACGACAAGAAGGAUGGUCAGUUGGAUGACGAAAUAAAUGUCUUGGUCCGAAUAAGGUAGAGUUCAUCAGAGAAUCAAGGCUUUUAGAACUUCAGAAGUUUGAUUUUAAGAAAAAAUCAGUUCAGAAUCUCCUUGGGGUACAUUAAGGAGAGUUUUGAUUGAUAUUCGAAAAAGUUCUCAACCUCAAAGGACCUUCCUUUUUAGGCUUGCCACUGAGUACUCACAGAAAGAUUUGAGAACUUUCAAAACUUAACCUUUCUGGAAGUUGAGACACUGGCAGCGGCCGUAAAACGGCGAGCCGAUGGGCCGUCGUUUUGAUUUAGGGCUCCGCAUAAGGUCAGCACAUGUGUCGGUCGCGGCUCCUCGUCUAACCAACUUUUAAGGCUUUCUCAGCGAUUUUGGGGCACUUUCUUGGGGAUUACCCGGUUAAUAAUUUUUUCAAAAAAUACUUUUGAGUUUUUGCUGUAGGUUUUUCUUUACUAGUUCUUCCGGCAAGAAUUUGGGAAUUCCAGAGUGUAGGGGUUCAGGGGAAAAACAGCCCCUAUAGGGGCAAAAACAGUGGUCCCUAUAGAGGUGUUUCAAUUUCCUUCAAGAAAAUGAAAAUUCUUCUUCGCUCAGAGUUCAUAAACAUUGUAGACUGGCAUUUUUCUUACAGGGGGCCUCUUUUGCGUGCUUUCGCGGUCCCUAUAGAGGUUGGAAAAGUGGUCCCUGAAAUGGACCCUCCAAGGCUCCUAAGCUUGUCGCUGUAGGGACCACUUGGAAGUAUCUAUUCAAUUACAGUGACCCUUGAAGAUUGAAAAAGAUAACUACAUUUUGGAGAGCCAUUGAUGAAUCCACAUUUAGUAAAAAUCACUUUAGACUUGGUAAAAGAAUUGAAUAUUUUUUCGGAUAUAUGUUUCUUCAGAGGAGAUUGUCAGAAUUGAGACUUGACCAAGAAAAACGCGUCUAUACUUCAGAAGGUUCCGACGUGACGGCGUCACUGCAACAAACGCUGAAAGACGCGCUGAAGGCGGCGGCGACGACGCGUCAGCAACAGCAGAAGAAGCAGAAGCCGCAGCAGACCCCCGUCAACAACGCCAACCCCAACACCUUCCUCGCGCCGUUCCUCCUCCAAGGUACGCCUUUUCCAGCAACCGUUACCUCACCCCCAACCCUUCUCCUUGCCUUCCCCUAUACUCUAUUCCUCACAAAAAAUCUCUUUUUUGGUGAUGAUCCAAAGAAAAAACUACCUUUCGGCUUUGGAACUCUGGAAACUCAGAAAAACGUUCCUUAUCAGUUUUUCCUCUAGUAGUUGCCCUUUUUCAAAACUAUCCCCCUUCGGAACCGUUUUCCCACCCAGCACGAGUCUCUCUUCUACAGGCCUAACCACGACCACCACUAACAACGGCACCAUUUUCCAACUUCCCCAGGGCUGCGUCUACACCAGCACGUCUUCUUCUUCGCCAGACAGUAUGUUCCAAAAAUGUGUCGGAAGAGCGAAAAAAUAGCCGCAGCUCAAAAAUAGUCAAAAAUGAGAACUUGGAAAAAUCGCCUGGACUGGUCUGGUUUGAAGCUUUUGUGCUCCAUGGAUAAUUUCAUGAAAAAAGCUUUCGAAAGCCUAUUCGAGCUUAUUCACUAUGACUGGCCAUAUUUUGAAACUCUUAAUUUUGAUAAGUUUCAAAAAAGGGACAAAAAUCUAUUAGGACGAUAUUACUAAGAAAGAGAAUUGAAAUCGAAUUUUCUUCAAAAAUCUGUUAUUUUAGAGCUUUCGCGCUCUGAUGACAAUUUUUUAAAACUCGUGUGAGAGCUCGAACAUUGGUAACGCGAAACGGACGCGCUCUGAGCACUUCUAGGGAUCACUUAAGAGUGCUGAGGCUACUAAAGUGGUCACUAAAAAUGCCCCGACACGUCCGAGAGUGGGAAAUAUUAUAUUGUCAAUGGAGCACUUUCCCCGCGGCUAUUUUUUCGUUGACCUCGCUUUUAUCCCUUUUUCCCCGAUUUCAUUGCGCCUUUUUCUAUAAGAACCUUACCCACUCCUAAAUCUAACAUUAAUAAGUUUAUCUUUUUCCCCGCUUCAAAAAUGAAUUUGAAGGUGGCGCCAACGCCAAUUCGCUGUUCACCUCGUCUUCCAAGGGCGAAGACGCCGCCGCCGCCAAUCCGCUCUUCAGUUUUCCCUUCUCGAUCAACCUCCAACAGGUUUCUUUUUGUAGUUUUGAAAUGAAUUUGUGAAAUUUAAAAGGUUUUAAAGUUUUUGAUGGUUUUAAAAGCUGACGGGCUUCUUUUUAAAGCGGUUGGAUCCUUUAUUUCACUUUUUUCGAAGUUGAACCGAAUCUGAGGGAAAUUUUGGAAGGAAAAAACAAUAUUUUAAAGUUGAUAACAAGUUUUGAUUGCUGAAAAUUUGAAAAAGGUCGAUUUAUUGAUAUUUUUUUCUCAAACUCAUAGGAAAAAUUGAUGAAUUUUUGGGAUCUUUAUACGAAAAAUAAGUCCAUAAGCUCAUUGUCGUAGUGUUUGAAUGAGAAAUUUUAAACUUUCAUGACUUUUAAGGCUAACUUUUCUUCACAGUAAAAAAAAGAGUAAGGAUUUUCAAUUUAGUGUGACUUUUUUACGAUUUUUAGAAGGAAGGAAAAAAUUUUUUUGGUAUUUAAAAGCAGAAAAAACUAGUUUUUCUUCAAUUUGAAGACCUUUAAAGUAUUUUUAAAAAAAAUCUUCCAAGUUUUUUUACUUUUUUUAAAAACCGAAUUAUCAUUUGAAUCUGAAAUCUUCAAAUCUGACCUAAAAACCAUUUUUCAGUUCAUGGAGUCGGCGGCUCUCGGAGCACAAAUCACCAACGCCGAAUAG